Messenger RNA from Anopheles aquasalis, 2185 nucleotides. RefSeq names its product Polypeptide N-Acetylgalactosaminyltransferase 3 (gene Pgant3). Gene Ontology annotation, cellular component: Golgi apparatus. NCBI's taxonomy places the organism in Eukaryota, Metazoa, Arthropoda, Insecta, Diptera, Culicidae. The record is from RefSeq and is a predicted model, not a curated record. Gene Ontology annotation, molecular function: polypeptide N-acetylgalactosaminyltransferase activity. Gene Ontology annotation, biological process: protein O-linked glycosylation.
AUGAUGUUCCGGUUGCGGGUCAAGAUUUUCUACGUCUACAUCAUAAUUUCGUUCGUGUUUAGCAUCUAUCUGUUCUACCUGAUCUCCAAGUACUCGUUCGAGAGGUUCAUCAACUAUCAGCGACAUGUGCGAAGCAGCAAAUUCCCGGACCGGCCACGGAUACCACAGAUCGUGGGCCACUACGUGGGUGUCGGUACACUGGGCAACUUGUCGAAAGAUUUCAUGAACGCCAACAACUUCGACCCGGUGCCGGGUGUCGGCGAGCACGGUGAUCCGGUGGUGAUUCAGGCGAAAGAUCUGCUUCGGAUGCAGCAACUGUUUCAGGUGAAUCGCUACAAUCUGCUGGCCAGCGACCGGAUCGCACUGAAUCGCAGCCUUCCGGAUGUGCGGAAGCCAAAGUGUGUCGCGAAGCAGUAUCCCUCGAAGCUGCCGACCACCUCCAUCAUUAUCGUCUUCCACAACGAGGCCUGGUCGGUGCUGUUGCGCACCGUUUGGAGCGCCAUCAAUCGCUCACCGAAGGGUCUGGUGCGCGAAAUCCUGCUGGUAGAUGAUGCCAGCGAUCGGCGGUUUUUGAAGCGCGAACUCGAGAACUACGUCCAGAAGCUACCGAUCUCGGUGACCAUCUUGAGACUGAACCAACGGGAAGGUCUUGUUGCGGCCCGGCUGCUCGGUGCUCGGAUGGCAACGGGGGAUACGCUCACUUUUCUCGACGCCCAUUGCGAGUGUUCUCCGGGAUGGCUGGAACCACUGUUGGCCCGGGUGCAGGAGAACCCGAAGAAGGUCGUCUGCCCGGUUAUCGAUAUCAUCUCGGAUGAUAACUUUUCGUACAUCAAGAGCUUCGAGUUCCAUUGGGGUGCGUUCAACUGGCCGCUGCACUUCCGUUGGUACACGUUGAGCGAUGAAGAGCUGGCAGAGCGAAGGAAGGACACUACGACCCCGUUUCGGACACCGGCCAUGGCCGGAGGGUUGUUCACGAUCGAUAGGAAAUACUUUUUCGAUAUCGGGGCGUACGAUGAGCGGUUGAAGAUCUGGGGUGGCGAUAAUCUGGAGAUGUCUUUUCGCGUUUGGCAGUGUGGUGGCGAGAUCGAGAUUGCACCGUGCUCACAUGUCGGCCACCUGUUCCGCAAAAGCUCCCCGUACACCUUUCCGGGUGGUGUCACGGGUAUUCUCAACGAAAACCUGGCCCGUGUGGCACUGGUGUGGAUGGACGAUUGGGCCAAGUUCUUCUUUAAAUUCAACAAAGGAACGGAAGAGUUCAAAAGCUUGAACGUUUCGAAUCGACUUGCGCUGAAGCGAUCGCUAAACUGCAAAUCCUUCGACUGGUACCUGCGGCGUGUAUGGCCACAAAACUUCUUCCCCGCACCGAACAAGUUCUUCGGUCGCAUCCAACCGAUCGACCUGACGUCCACCUUCGACUACCAGGAGUACCUUACGCUGAUGAAGAAGAUAACGCUGAUCAUUAAGAAUCUGAAUCCGGAGCUAAAGUGGAAGUUCCUGAUCAAAUACCUCGGUGAGAAUGUGAAGCGUAUCGGUGACUCGAUGAAAGCGGCCAAGCACACGCCGUACUGUCUGCACAAACCGAAAACCAACACCGCCAUCAACCAACCGUACGGUCAAUCGUACCUGCAAAAGUGUUCCCUCCUGAUCAACGUGCUGGAUGAGCAGUUUGUCAUCGAUGACUAUGGGCGUAUCAUGACGGAUGAGGGCAUCUGUUUGGAUUCCUAUCGCAAGACGACCAUCGAUGGGGAGGAGCUGGUAGAGGGCGUGCGCAAGAUUAAGAUGGUCACGUGUGGCAGCCAGAAACCGAACCAACGGUGGAUUUACGAAACCGAUACGUACCAUCUGAAGAAUGUGGGUGAUGGGGUGGAUUGUUUGGAGCGUAGCGCGACGCUCAUCCACGAGGAUGGUGAAGACAAGUAUGAGCUGUUCCUCGGACCGUGCGACGUACGGAACGAGCUACAGAAAUGGAUGCUGUUCCCGGUAGCGUGGAAGUGAGCGACCAACUCGUUGGAUAGGACAUAUUCGGAGUUUAUAAGGAGCCCUCUUUAGCCCUCUUUCUUCCCACUAGUUAACUCGAGCAAUUUAUUACCGUAAACCAGAUUCAUGGUAGCUUAGGAAAUGUUUAGAACGAACGAACGAGAUACGCAGGCGGAACGGCACACAGACAAACCAGUGCCAAGCAACC